Messenger RNA from Triplophysa dalaica, 3366 nucleotides. RefSeq lists its product as uncharacterized. The record is from RefSeq and is a predicted model, not a curated record. Gene Ontology annotation, molecular function: carbohydrate binding. Bases 1 to 3366 code for a protein of 1121 amino acids. NCBI's taxonomy places the organism in Eukaryota, Metazoa, Chordata, Actinopteri, Cypriniformes, Nemacheilidae. The transcript is spliced from 28 exons.
AUGAACAGUUGCGAAAGUGGAGGAUUGGGUGCUGAGGAAUUUGGCCCUGACAACCCCUUCAAAGCGGGAGAAGCUUUUGAGAUGUUUAUUGUCAUCAAACCUGAAGGAUACCAGGUACACGUUAAUGGCAAGGAGUGCUACCUGUUCAAUCAUCGCAUACCGCUGGAAAAAGUUUCAGCGUUACAAAUUCAAGGAGAUCUUGUCGUCAAACUUCUUGGCUUCAUAAAAAACUGGAACAAGCUGAGCUUUUUGCGCUGGGGCCUUUCCACCAUCCAGUCAGAGUUCUCACUUCCAGUCCAAAACCCUUCCCUUCCCUAUGUAAGGCCGAUUCCUGAGGGGCUGAAAGCAGGACUGGCCUUGUACUUUCAGGGAGUUGCUGGCACUACGGGUGACAAGUUUGAGAUAAACUUCAAGACGGGGCAGUCUGACAAGGAUGACUAUGCUUUCCACUUCAACCCACGAUUUAACUCGAAUGUGUUCAUGAACACGCGCACAAAUGGAGUAUGGGGGGCUGAAGAAUUUGGUCCGGACAAUCCCUUCAAAAUUGGAGAAGCUUUUGACAUGUUUAUUGUCAUAAAACCUGAAGGAUAUCAGGUAUACGUGAACGGCAAUGAGCACUACCUAUUCAAGCAUCGGAUACCACUUGAAAAAGUGUCUGCGAUAACUAUUAGUGGUCAUGUGAUUCUGAACCUUUUUGCCUUUGUACAAGCCCUUCCUUAUGUGGGUCCGAUUUCCGGGGGACUGAAAGCAGGAUUGGCUUUGUACCUGCAGGGAGUUGUUGGUAGUAAAGGUCCCGGGUUUUUCAUAAACUUCAAGACCGGGCAGUCUGAAAAGGAUGAUACUGCUUUCCAGUUCAACCCCCGACACAAUUCAGAUGUGGUCAUGAACAGUUGCGAAAGUGGAGGAUUGGGUGCUGAGGAAUUUGGCCCUGACAACCCCUUCAAAGCGGGAGAAGCUUUUGAGAUGUUUAUUGUCAUCAAACCUGAAGGAUACCAGGUACACGUUAAUGGCAAGGAGUGCUACCUGUUCAAUCAUCGCAUACCGCUGGAAAAAGUUUCAGCGUUACAAAUUCAAGGAGAUCUUGUCGUCAAACUUCUUGGCUUCAUAAAAAACUGGAACAAGCUGAGCUUUUUGCGCUGGGGCCUUUCCACCAUCCAGUCAGAGUUCUCACUUCCAGUCCAAAACCCUUCCCUUCCCUAUGUAAGGCCGAUUCCUGAGGGGCUGAAAGCAGGACUGGCCUUGUACUUUCAGGGAGUUGCUGGCACUACGGGUGACAAGUUUGAGAUAAACUUCAAGACGGGGCAGUCUGACAAGGAUGACUAUGCUUUCCACUUCAACCCCCGAUUUAACUCGAAUGUGUUCAUGAACACGCGCACAAAUGGAGUAUGGGGGGCUGAAGAAUUUGGUCCGGACAAUCCCUUCAAAAUUGGAGAAGCUUUUGACAUGUUUAUUGUCAUAAAACCUGAAGGAUAUCAGGUAUACGUGAACGGCAAUGAGCACUACCUAUUCAAGCACCGGAUACCACUUGAAAAAGUGUCUGCGAUAACUAUUAGUGGUCAUGUGAUUCUGAACCUUUUUGCCUUUGUACAAAAGUGGAGCACAUCUAUAUUUGCUACGCAAGUGAAGAGGGGCUUCUUGAGCUGGACGCCUUCCACCAUACAUUCGCAGCUCUCACUACCUAUCCAAACUCCUGCCCUUCCUUAUGUGGGUCCGAUUUCCGGGGGACUGAAAGCAGGAUUGGCUUUGUACCUGCAGGGAGUUGUUGGUAGUAAAGGUCCCGGGUUUUUCAUCAACUUCAAGACCGGGCAGUCUGAAAAGGAUGAUACUGCUUUCCAGUUCAACCCCCGACACAAUUCAGAUGUGGUCAUGAACAGUUGCGAAAGUGGAGGAUUGGGUGCUGAGGAAUUUGGCCCUGACAACCCCUUCAAAGCGGGAGAAGCUUUUGAGAUGUUUAUUGUCAUCAAACCUGAAGGAUACCAGGUACACGUUAAUGGCAAGGAGUGCUACCUGUUCAAUCAUCGCAUACCGCUGGAAAAAGUUUCAGCGUUACAAAUUCAAGGAGAUCUUGUCGUCAAACUUCUUGGCUUCAUAAAAAACUGGAACAAGCUGAGCUUUUUGCGCUGGGGCCUUUCCACCAUCCAGUCAGAGUUCUCACUUCCAGUCCAAAACCCUUCCCUUCCCUAUGUAAGGCCGAUUCCUGAGGGGCUGAAAGCAGGACUGGCCUUGUACUUUCAGGGAGUUGCUGGCACUACGGGUGACAAGUUUGAGAUAAACUUCAAGACGGGGCAGUCUGACAAGGAUGACUAUGCUUUCCACUUCAACCCCCGAUUUAACUCGAAUGUGUUCAUGAACACGCGCACAAAUGGAGUAUGGGGGGCUGAAGAAUUUGGUCCGGACAAUCCCUUCAAAAUUGGAGAAGCUUUUGACAUGUUUAUUGUCAUAAAACCUGAAGGAUAUCAGGUAUACGUGAACGGCAAUGAGCACUACCUAUUCAAGCACCGGAUACCACUUGAAAAAGUGUCUGCGAUAACUAUUAGUGGUCAUGUGAUUCUGAACCUUUUUGCCUUUGUACAAAAGUGGAGCACAUCUAUAUUUGCUACGCAAGUGAAGAGGGGCUUCUUGAGCUGGACGCCUUCCACCAUACAUUCGCAGCUCUCACUACCUAUCCAAACUCCUGCCCUUCCUUAUGUGGGUCCGAUUUCCGGGGGACUGAAAGCAGGAUUGGCUUUGUACCUGCAGGGAGUUGUUGGUAGUAAAGGUCCCGGGUUUUUCAUAAACUUCAAGACCGGGCAGUCUGAAAAGGAUGAUACUGCUUUCCAGUUCAACCCCCGACACAAUUCAGAUGUGGUCAUGAACAGUUGCGAAAGUGGAGGAUUGGGUGCUGAGGAAUUUGGCCCUGACAACCCCUUCAAAGCGGGAGAAGCUUUUGAGAUGUUUAUUGUCAUCAAACCUGAAGGAUACCAGGUACACGUUAAUGGCAAGGAGUGCUACCUGUUCAAUCAUCGCAUACCGCUGGAAAAAGUUUCAGCGUUACAAAUUCAAGGAGAUCUUGUCGUCAAACUUCUUGGCUUCAUAAAAAACUGGAACAAGCUGAGCUUUUUGCGCUGGGGCCUUUCCACCAUCCAGUCAGAGUUCUCACUUCCAGUCCAAAACCCUUCCCUUCCCUAUGUAAGGCCGAUUCCUGAGGGGCUGAAAGCAGGACUGGCCUUGUACUUUCAGGGAGUUGCUGGCACUACGGGUGACAAGUUUGAGAUAAACUUCAAGACCGGGCAGUCUGACAAGGAUGACUAUGCUUUCCACUUCAACCCCCGAUUUAACUCGAAUGUGUUCACUGAACACGCGCACAAAUGGAGUAUGGGGGGCUGA